UAUUUAUUUACAUGGCUGGUUGUGUUUUGUUUUGACGUUUUUUUCAUAGGUUGUGAUAUUGUUUGUGACUCAAAUUAAUGUGAUAAUUAAAUUGUGAAACAAUUGCAAUUAUAAUCGUAUGCAAGAUUCAGAUAGCAAAAUAUCAAGAGAGGAAUUAAUGUAUAUAAUAGGAGAGUAAUAGAUAAACAAUGUAGUAAAAACUGUUAUUUUUUACAGUUGUAAGAAUGUAGUAGCAAAAUAUAUAAAUGUAGUGGUUAAUAUAUGUAAAGUUAACUAUAAUUUAGUUUCUACGGCCAGUAUUAGAAAAUAAUUAAUUAACUAGGUAUACUUAUUGAUAAAAUGAAGUGUAACUUCUACAACCAAAUUGGAAAACAAGAUCUGUUUAUGUUUAACUACAACAGCAAAUGCGUACGAUACUUGGACUAAAGGCGCUUAAUGGUUUACAUGGAUGGACGGGAGGGCGUGGGGCGCCGCGAAGGUGCCGUGCUGCCCAAUUCAAUGGAGGCAUGCGAGCCGCCCAUACAGUUGGAACCCGUGGACCUGAGCUUGAAACGACGCUCGCCCAUACCACGCCGCCGCUCACGAUAUGUUGGUAAUAACAUCCCAACUUCUUCGAAAGUUACCAAAGUCGAAGAAUCGACAAGUCCUCAAAUUCAUUUAGAAUCAAAUCACGAACUGCCAAGAAUUAAAAUAGGUCCCGACCUUCGGAGCACUAGAAAAAUGAAAAACGCUAGCAGGUACAAACAGCCCCCACCGCUACCAACUCAGCAAGCGAUCUCAGCUUCUAUGGAACUGUCAAACAAACCUUUCUUCUCUCCAAUAUUGCCUUUCACGAUCCCACCCAGCGAAAUGAAACCCAAUCUACCCGCAGAUAUCGAAAUAAAAAACUUCCUGCUCAACACCGCUCUACAAAACGCCCUAACGGACUCCCUAAGUGAAUUAUCCCAGAGGAAAUAUAAACUGGAGGCACAAAAAUCUGAAGCUGAUACAGAUAAUAAAGAGUUUGUGAACGAAGAGCAAAAUCGAAGGAGGUUGCAUAAAUGCGAUGUUGUCGGCUGCAUGAAGGUUUAUACGAAGAGUUCGCAUUUGAAAGCUCAUAAACGGACGCAUACAGGUGAAAAGCCCUACAGUUGCGCAUGGGCAGGCUGUGGGUGGAGAUUUGCCCGAUCGGAUGAAUUGACUCGUCAUACUCGCAAACAUACCGGCCAUCGGCCCUUCGCCUGUCCUCUUUGCCGCAGAGCCUUCGCGAGGUCCGACCAUCUCACCCUCCAUAUGAGGCGACAUUAACUUCGAACAUCAAGAAACAAAGUGAGAUUUAUUACUCAAAAUUGGAAUCUUUAUUCAGGGAUAUGACCCCGCAUUAUAUUUAUAGUAAGUAGUACAACGUCAUAAUCUGAGUCGUCAUAAUCAUAAUUCCUUUUAUUGAUCUGUCUCUGUCUUACACAAGAAUAUGGUAGAACCACGUGAUAUAAUUUAUUACUCAAAAUGAAAAAAAAAAAAUUAGAUAUGUAACCCCACGCCAUUUUUAUAUUACAGCGUCAACAUCUGAGUCGUCUGGUCAUAAUAAUUAAAAUUCCUUGUACUGAUUUAUGUCGCACCACACUAAUGAGAAUAACACUGUCAACAUCAAGAAUCCCCGACUGACCCCGCGCUAUGUUUAUAGUACAGCGUCAUCAUCUGAGAGGUCUUGUCAUAAUUAUAAUUUCUUUUAUUGAUCUGUCUCUCUCAAAUAACGCUGUAAACAUCAAUAAUCUUAUGAAACUACGUGAUAUUAUUUAUUUCUCAAAAAUGUAAUGUAUACUUAAGAGAUGUGACCCCGUGCGAUGUUCAUUGUACAGCGUCAUCAUCUGAGUCGUCUGGUCAUAACUCAUAUUUUACAUCGUGCGGGGUCACAAUAUGUAUAGUAGAGCAUCAUUAUCUGAGUUGUUGGGGUGAUACAUCCUUUAAUCUACCUGGCUCGCGCGUCGUCAAUGAUAAUAACACUGUCAAAUCAAGUCAAUUCAACAUCAAGAAUCUUAUGAAACCAAGAGAAGUUUAUUACUCAAAAUUAGAAUCAAAAGGUCAUAGAUAUGAUCCCACGCACGAUAUAUAGUUCAGCGUCACUAUCUGAGUUGUCUGGUCAUACACGUUGUUGACGAUCUGGCUGACGCGAUUUCAACUUUAUUAUCACUUCGAACAUCAAGAAUCUUGUGAAACCACGAGAUAUUUAUUACACAAAAUUUGAAUAUUUAUUUUAGGGAUCCCGUCGCGCGAUAUAUAGUUCAUUACACAGUUCAUCACACAAUAUUUUAGGGAUGAGACCACGUGCAUGAUGUUUAUAAUACAGCGUCACUAUCUAAGUCGUUGGGUCAUUUCCUUUUAUCGAAUUGUCUCGCGCGACUUGCGAUAAUAACAAUUCGAACAUCAAGAAUCUUAUGAGCGACCACGUGAUAUUUACACUAAAUUGAAAUCAAUAUGUGACCGCGGUGUCGACUGAGACAGCGAAAUCACCACGCUGUGAACUCGUUCGCAAAUCUCCAAUGUGAUAACACCAAGAAAUUUAAUAGCGACUUUGGCCGAUCAAGUAAGAUCGUGCAUUUUGUAAAGGUCCCGUUAAAUAUACUUUAAACGUACCUGUGACUUAAAGUCAGAACCGAGUUUCUUAUUUUUAAUAAUUACUUAGAAUUAUUUUAUUUGUUUUAAGAAACAAUCUGUGGCAUUAUUUUACACUUAAUGGCCAGUAACGCUAUACAUUUAUUUUAAUUUUUAAGGAUAUCGUUAAGUUUAUAUAUAUAGAAUAUCUAAGGAUUGAAGUUUUUAUUUUACUUUCUAAUAGUCAUAGGUUUUAUUAGUCUAAGAGCCAGUGCAGUUAAUUUAGGUACUCUUUCUAAGAUUACAAUCUGUGAAAUGGUAAAUAUCCACUGCUUGUCACAUAUGGUUCAUUAUGCAACUAAUUUUCUAUUGAGUUGAAAAAAUAAAUUAAACCACGGUAUUGUGUUUGUCAUAUGUCAUUUGUCCAAACAGGUCACGUUUAACACUGCCUCAUUUUCUAAGUUUGUAAAAUAAUGAGUCUCAAUAACCUGGCUGACGUAUAAAAAAAUCUGUUUUUAGUUAAUAAAUUGAACUAAUUUUUUACUAAAGUGAAAGUUCCCAUUGUUGUGGCAUUAAAUAGUUCUCCGAAUUAAUUUUUAGGAUUACUUAAUUAUUAUUUUACUUUAAUAUUAGAUAAUAAACUAUAAUAUGAUGCUCAAAAAAAUGUUCCACGAAAAAUACAGGGCAACGGUGGCAAUAUUAGAUAAAAAAAAGUAUUAUCUAUAAGUUUUUUUUUAAACUACUUUUUUUUAAAGGAACCUGAACGAGGUUAUAAGAUUUAGUUUUAUUUUAAUUUGUUUAGUGCGGUAGGUUAAAUUUGUGUUAUCGUUUUUGAAAAAAAAAACGUUCUAAAAUAUUUGGGUCAGAAACAAUUUUUUUAGGGUAUCACAUGGAGGGUUUCUGCCUUGGUUAGUAAUUACCCUGCGAAGACGUGUUGUCAAGUUAUUAGGGUACCGAUACGGAGCCGCGUAGAAACCCUUCAUAUGGGUUAAUACAUUUGCAAUACCUGUACCAAGUUAGUCCGCUCGGUUACAAUGUCAAAGGCUAACUACAGUGGAAUAAAUAAAAACAAAAGAAACAACAUUGGUUUAUUAAUUCAUUAUACUCAUUUUAAUAUAUUUUAUUUUGUGUAGUUAAUAUCCUAUACAAUUUUGAGGGUUAAAUUUUAAACCGGGGUCACUAAUUCUUAUAACAACAAAAAAAAUUCGAUCUGUCCCAUAUAUUUUUUGCACAUAUCAUUUCCAAACAAAAAAUAGUUAUUGACGAUUUUGUAUAGUGUUCUGUUUUUUGAUAUUUUAAUGCGUUGUGUUUCUAGAGUUUAUGGAAAGUACUUAAUAUAUUUCAAUAUAAUAAUUUUUACAGGGAUGGUGAACCUGUGAUAUAAAUAUUAGUUACUUUGAUUGAAGAAUUUAUAUAACCAAUUGAUAUCAUUUAUUUACAACAUAAUUGCAUUUUGUAAACAUAAUCCUUUUCCUUUCGAACUUGGCUUGAAUACACUACCGUUUGUCUUCUACCUUACAACACCUACUGUUUUUGAUUGUUGGUACACUUUUUAUAUCCAUUUCUGUAAAAAUAGUAGAACUUGUCUCUCGUAAUAAAAAUGUUUACUGAUGUUUUCUUCAUUUGAUAGGUAACUACCAAACAAACUAUACAAAAACACAUUGUCCCCACAAAUCACCAAGAUAACGUGUUAUCGAUAUUAUAAUGUGUCGUAAAAAAAAACUAAUAUAUUAAUAAAAAGGUUUACCAUCUCUGUUUUUGGAAAACUAUACAUUUUAAGAUAUUGAGGUAAGCUUUAAAAGCGUCGAAUAUUUGUUAAUAUUAUUUAAACUCGGUACCGCAAUAGAAAUAGUUUUUACACGAAUUGUUCUUAUUAAAAUCUAAAAUGUGUAAGAUAGAAAAUGUGUGUGCCUUUAUAGGUGAUAACUUUAGUAAGUAAUAGUUUUUAUAGCACUUGUAGUUUGCUCAUUAAAUUAGAGGUUGCAUAAGAAAUUAUACUGUGUGGACUUUAUUUUCUUUUCUAUGUGACGAAAAUAGGCUCAGAGCACUCAACACGGGUGGGUUCAGACCGAACUAGAAAUUUUGUGUGAUAUGUAAAAUAUGUUUUGUUAAAGCUCUGUCACGGAAGUUGAACAUUAUUCUACAUCUGUUUUAAAUUAUUUAAAUGUGUACGCAAUGCAUCAUGUUUUACAAAAUUGUUUCUCUCUGUGUUCAAACACUGUUAGGUUAUUUUAUAUAAUAUCACAAUUUGUGAUAUGAAUACUAGAAAAACGUAAGAACUUUAGUAUUAAAAGGUAUUUGGGGCCAGUAUUUUUUGAAAUUAUUUUAAUUUAGCGUAUCGAUAGGUAUAAUUAGUAUAAGCGAAAAAAAAAAUGAAACAUAAUGUUGAUCUCGAAUUGGAUAUUCCUUUCUCUUCGUAACAAUUGAUCUCAAUUGAAUAUUUAUUAUUUAUUAUUCUAAUAAAAAUUGCAUAUACUUACCACACUGGUGCAUUCUCUGAAGAUAAACGUAGUUGCAAAAUGUUUUACAACAAUGUUUAAUCAGGUUUCUUUUCUCAUAAAAAAACUUGUUGAAUGCAAAAGUUGUACUUAAUAUUUAUUAUAUUUAUAAUUGUUUAUCUCUAUCUUCAUGAAAAAAUACUAUCUAUUCAAAAUAUCUUAACAUAUUGCAAAACCUUUCUUUUUUCUUUCGAUUAACAUUUUGCGAAUUAAGUUGCCUUAAAAUUAAGUAACUCUAGAAAUCCUGUAGACUUAGAAUAGAUUUAAAAAUUAUCCAGCAUUUUGCCGGCCAGUAAAUUUUUUUUAGAUUACAAGAUAGAUUCCUAUUUACAUUUUUUGCACUCUAUAUUAAGACAAACAAAAGCUGGAAGUUGGUCAAAACAAAUAUUACUGGUACUGUUCAUAAAAAAGAAAUAAUAGAAAUUGGGAAGCAACAUUGGAUAAAAUAUAUACUAGCUGAAGUCCCGACGAACUUCGUACCGCCAAACAUUUUUUUUAUGAAUAUAUUGUAAUUCUUUGUAUCCUAUUCUGGACUAAGAAUAAUCCAAAAAAUCAAAUAUCAUAAAAAUUGGUCCAGCCGUUUUUGAGUUAUAAAUGGCGUAACUAAACAACUUUCUUUUAAUAAAUAUAGAUUUGUAUAUAUAUAUUAUAAUUUAUAUACAUGCCUGCACAGUUAGAGUUUACGUUUACCUUAAACGUGAUCAAAUAUGGUUUGGAAGAUAAAUUAUUUUCGAAUUUGUGUUGUUAGCUCUUUUUGUUUUGACCGACUAAAGUUUUGAAUGUAUGAAAAUGACAAUAAAAUUAAAUUUGUAUCA
Pararge aegeria (speckled wood butterfly) is the source of this 5884-nucleotide messenger RNA. RefSeq names its product Krueppel-like factor 3. The record is from RefSeq and is a predicted model, not a curated record. The coding region runs from base 436 to 1287 and encodes 283 amino acids. Lineage: Eukaryota; Metazoa; Arthropoda; Insecta; Lepidoptera; Nymphalidae. Gene Ontology annotation, biological process: regulation of transcription by RNA polymerase II. The transcript is spliced from 9 exons. Gene Ontology annotation, molecular function: DNA-binding transcription factor activity, RNA polymerase II-specific; RNA polymerase II cis-regulatory region sequence-specific DNA binding.